AUGAACUCAAGUCCAUGGGACCACCCUGCUUCUGCUGCGCUUGCGCCUCCGUUAUACCGCGCAGAAGACCCAAUUCCUACCCAAACUCUACCAAUCAAUACUUCUCCAGUUCUUCUCAUGAGCUCCUCUCUUCCUCUCUCUAGGAAAAAACGCGCAAAACCGUCUCAAACUCUCGCCAGUUUCUGGGCUCCGCCUCCGCCUCUUCCUCCACCUACUUCUUCUCUUGAUACUACUGCCCAACUUUCAACAACUCUCCCAGAAAUUCCUACAGAUUCCACAGACUUACCGCUCAAUGAAAUUGAUCCUUUGCUUGUUCAAGUCUCGUCAUCGCCACAAAAAUUGCCCGGUGACGCGUCUUCCGACCAGCAGCAAUCACCUAGCUCGCCUAACUCACCCAGUCUGAAACCGUCAGAUGCACCGGUACGUUUAUACAAGCGCAAGAAAAUUGAAAAAAUCGCAAGACCAUCUUCAAUCAUGCAUCAGUUUCUUGGAGUUGAACAGGAAAAAUUGAUUGUGUCUUUCAAGUACAAAACCCCCCAAAACCCUCCUGUUGUCCUCCAACCUGAGCCUGAGCCUGAGCCUGAGCCUGAACCAGAACCAGAACCAGAAUCGGAGUCUCUUGUGGUAUCAUUCAAAUACACAAACCAAACCCUCUCUCCUACUAAAAAGACUUCAAAUGCUAGAAUGCUUUCAUAUUUUGGACUUGGUGGUAAACCAAAAGUCCAGCCGGCGCCUGUAAAGGCCCCAGAACCUCAACCUGCUAUUCCGGUAGCUUCAGCCAUCCCCCCAACUGUUGAUCCAGUUCCUCCCAUCAUUGCAUCUACCACUCAACUAACUCCACUCACGAAACCUAAAAAGACAGGUCCAAUUCAUCCGUUUUUUCAAAAACGAAAGUCUAAAAAACCUGUCGUUGCGCCUCCGCAAGAACUCCCCAAGCCAGAUAAACCAGUCUCGGAACCCACUCCUGAAAUUAAACCCCCUUCUAAACCAUUUGCAUUUGUGUCAUCUUCUUUCACUCAUAAACCAUCCUUAUACCAGUCCAUGCCUUGCCCAUGGCCUGAAGAAUACCACAUGCAUGUCCGCGGACCAGUGACUAUUGAUCAAUCGACCCCUAUAAAGCCUCUAGUGAUAUCUAGCGUGGUUCAAACUAAACUCAAGGGAGUCAAUUUGGCCAUUUUCUCCGAGUCUUCCAUUCUCAACACAUUAUACGGGUCCGUGGUGGAAAAGGCGACCCGGGAUUUUAACUUGGCUCAAGAAAAAAAAAGGCAACCUCCACCUACAAAGGCUUCAUUCCCAGUACCCAACAUUCGCAUACCUACCCAAAUCAAAAUCCCUCCACAACAAGUCAAAGCCCUUAUUAAUGAAACUAUUGUAGAUCCAGAGUCCCGCCAGGUGCUUGCGGAACUGCUUGAACGAGCACCAAUUACCCUCUCUUCUUUUGAAGCACAUGCCUACGAAACUCAAGCAUGGACUGAAAAGUAUGCUCCUAAAAGAGCAUCUGCUGUAGUUACUGGUGGCCAAAAUACGGAGUUUAUAAGAGACUGGAUCAUUCACCGAACCAAGUUUCUGAGCGCAGCAAAAACGUCACAUCUACAGCAGCUGGCCCAGCAAAAGAAAAAACGAAAGGCACGGGCUCGUGCAGAUGACCUUGACGGGUUCAUUGUAGAUGAGGAUGAAGAAAGCUUACCCGAGGACGAGAGUGUGAUUGAUGUUUCGGAACAACAACCCGAAAUUCUUGUUCUGUAUGGUCCACCUGGAUCUGGCAAAACAAGCACGGUGUACGCAGCAUGUAAAGAACUUAACGUGUUUGUCAUGGAAACAAACCCAGGUGAACGGCGCACUGGACGGAUGGUAUCUGAUCGAUUUGACGGCAUGUCGACGUCACAUCUAGUCCACAAUACCAAAAAGAUGAAGGGAGGACUGACUGGGUUUUUUGGGAAAAAGCCAGUUAAAGAGAAAAGGGAGUCUCCUACAAAGACAAGCUCAGGAACAGGAAGACAAAACGGACUAAUAUUGUUAGACGAUGCAGAUGUCAUGUUUGAAGACGAGUCGUCGUUUUGGCCCGUUAUGGAGAAGUUUAUUGAAACUUCCAAACGGCCAGUUAUCGUGACAUGCACAGAUCCUUCAAAACUACCCCCAGACCUGGUGGCACGGUACCCUGGAUCGCUCAUUGAAUUUGUUCCGGCUCGUAAACAAGUUCUUAUUGAUACAGUAUGGACCGUGGCUUUAUGCGAAGGCCAUCUGCUGGACCUAGCCGAGGUUGUGCGACUUGUAGAGCAUUGCAACAAUGACUUGCGCAUGUGUAUCAACCACCUUCAGUUUUGGUGCCAAAUGGCAUUGGGUGACCGGUUCAGCGCAAUUAACUGGAUCUAUAAAACGGCAGAAGAGCCGCGCAAUGACCCAGAAAAUAACCUGGUUUACAAUAGAUACCUAUCCAAGGGAACGCAUCUGGGUGUCGACAAGAAAGAUAACUUAUUCUCACAAAAUGCAGGCGGUGGGCUUGACGACUGGUCAGCCGUCGCCGACGCUUUGUCGUGUGCAGAUUUUCUUGAUACUAACGCUCAUUCUGUGUUUACAGCUGAGCGAGAUGCUGGUAUGCUCCACGCAGCUGCAAACGAUUUGGCGCUUGACAUGCCGGCAGAUCAUAUUUUGGGAGACCACUAUGCGGUUCAUGGAGAUUGCAUUCCCAGUGACACAAUGUCGGAGCCGCUUGAUUUCGAGCGGCGCGCGGCACAGGACGUGCUGGAGUGCACACGUGCAUACGGGGCCUGUGCUGGCGUCAUUGUGAUGGACCAUUACGUUCAAUACCACCCCUACCAUAACUACCUGCGUCAUACACUUGCGUCGCUCGCAGAGCCGCCGUCCGUGUCAAUGCUAGUAGCAUAUAAUGCGAUUGAUUGCACGCCGCCGGAUGUGUUGGCUACAGAAAUUGCGCCGUAUGCACGGGCUCUUGCGCGCACUGAUGUUGCACGUGCACAGGUCUUGGACCGUGCAAGAAAUGGAGUACCAAUCGAGCCGAUGGUACCUCCACCGUUGCCCCUCGAAACUGAAGAAGAAAAGGAAGAAGAAGAAGAAGAAGACGAUGAAGAUGAAGAGUGGCAGCCAGGACAUCGCAGGCGACAAGCUCCUCGAGCAACACUGCGCUCGGCGUACGUUGGCUUGGGGUGCUCUGUUGUUGAUGCCAUGGCACUAACUCGACGGUAUCUUCCUGAACACGUUGAUCUUUUCUCUAUUCUUGCAACUGCACCAUCAUGUAUACGAAACCAAUCUAGUAAUUAG
Messenger RNA from Magnusiomyces paraingens, 3279 nucleotides. RefSeq lists its product as uncharacterized. Gene Ontology annotation, cellular component: nucleus. Lineage: Eukaryota; Fungi; Ascomycota; Dipodascomycetes; Dipodascales; Dipodascaceae. Gene Ontology annotation, molecular function: DNA binding; ATP hydrolysis activity; ATP binding. Bases 1 to 3279 code for a protein of 1092 amino acids. The record is from RefSeq and is a predicted model, not a curated record. The transcript has 2 exons.